Molecule: messenger RNA, 1296 nt
Organism: Onthophagus taurus
Lineage: Eukaryota; Metazoa; Arthropoda; Insecta; Coleoptera; Scarabaeidae
Product: mitochondrial tRNA-specific 2-thiouridylase 1
Biological process (GO): tRNA wobble position uridine thiolation
Cellular component (GO): mitochondrion
Molecular function (GO): sulfurtransferase activity
Source: RefSeq, a predicted model, not a curated record
GAUACUUAGGUUAAUACCUAACCUAUCAUUACUUAACCUCAAACUGUUUUAUUUUAAAUUUAAGUUAAAAUAAAUUCUUUUAUAAUGUUAAAAUUGAAGAAUAUUGUUGUUGGUAUAUCCGGGGGCGUAGAUAGUGCUGUUACAGCUUUAUUAUUAAAAAAGAAAGGAUUCAAUGUAAAAGGAGUUUUUAUGCAAAAUUGGGACAUUGCGGAUGAAAAAGGGGUUUGUUCGGCUGACCAGGAUUACAAAGAUGCCUCAAUUGUAUGCGAAAAAUUAAAUAUACCAUUAACUCAUCUUAAUUUCGUGAAAGAAUAUUGGAACGAAGUAUUUUUAAAUCUAAUUAAAGAAUAUGAGACUGGAAGCACACCAAAUCCUGAUAUUUUGUGUAACAAGAACUUAAAAUUUAAUUAUUUUUAUAACCACGCCAUUGAGAAUUUAGAGGCUGAUGCAAUUGCUACGGGACAUUAUGCUGCUAAUAGUUUUGGGGCUUAUUUGGAAAACUAUGAUCCUAAUCAGAAUGCAAAAUUAUUAUUACCUCGGGAUAAAAUAAAGGACCAAACAUUUUUUUUAUCGCAAAUAAGUCAAAAUGCUUUAAGGAAAACCAUGUUUCCAUUAAGUGAAUUGACAAAACCAGAAGUUAAAGCUCUCGCUGUACAAAAUGGCCUAGAAAUUGUAGCUAAGAAGAAGGAAAGUAUGGGAAUUUGUUUUAUUGGGAACAGAAAUUUUCAAGAUUUUAUUUCUGAGUACAUUGAAGAUAAAGAAGGUAAUUUUAUCGACAUAGAUACAGGAGAAAUCGUUGGAAAACACAAUGGAAUUCAUCAUUGGACAUUAGGACAAAGAAGUCGAAUCGCUGGAAUUCCAAAAGGAUAUUUUAUCGCUCAAAAAAACAUUGAAAAUAAUUCCAUUUACGUUGCUUUAGGUAGUGAACACCCUUCAUUAUACACCCAAACUUUUUGUACAUCAAAACCACACUGGAUAUGUGAUCAACCAAAAGAUUUAGAGACCUCCAAUGUUUUUAAUUGUCAAUUUCGGUUUCAACAUACUCACGAAACUACUGAUUGUAAUUUAUUUGAAACUGACCAUGGACUAAUUGGGCGUUUAUCAAAACCAGUUAAAGCAAUAACUGAAGGACAAUAUGCAGUGUUUUAUAAGAAUAAUGAGUGUUUAGGUAGUGGAAAAAUUGUUUUUAGAGGUGUUCCAAAUUCAAUUCGAUUUUGGUUAGACCAUAAUAAGUCAAUUAAAGUUUAUGAUUUAUUUAGAAAAUGUAAAAGUAAAGAUGAAUUUGUUAAAAAAGUU